This is a messenger RNA of Labeo rohita (rohu), 1515 nucleotides long. RefSeq names its product cytidine monophosphate-N-acetylneuraminic acid hydroxylase-like. Gene Ontology annotation, molecular function: 2 iron, 2 sulfur cluster binding. The coding region runs from base 201 to 1487 and encodes 428 amino acids. NCBI's taxonomy places the organism in Eukaryota, Metazoa, Chordata, Actinopteri, Cypriniformes, Cyprinidae. The record is from RefSeq and is a predicted model, not a curated record. The transcript has 11 exons.
CAGUGUGAAAUAAUGACUACGCCCUGCAGGUUCAUCUUAAAGCGCUUGAUCACAACAGCAGAUCUUCACUGGGUUCACAGGCUUCACAAGUGUUUCAGCUCACACACAUUCUCUAAACUCCUAUGAGCUUCUUCCUGCUCACAUUUAAAACCAAAAUCAGCCACAAAAACGGAGUUGCUCGUCUCUAGAUCUGAAGCACAAUGACAUCUCAAGUCUCGAAGACUGUCCUGCGACUGGAGGCUGAAGACGUCCAGGCACUGAAAGAUGGAAUUAAUUUUAAGAAAAACCCGGAGGAUGGCAAAUGUUACAUCAUUUACAAAGACAAAGACAAAAUACGAGCGUGUGUGAACCAGUGCAAACACCAGGGAGGACUUUUCAUUAAAGACAUUGAGGACUUGGACGGCAGUACAGUGCGCUGCACCAAACACUACUGGAAACUUAACGUGGCCACUAUGGAGUACGUCAACCCUCCAGACAGCUUCAUGCAAGACGAACUCGAGGCAGUGCUGUCAGAUACUGACGGUAGUUUAGAGCUGGUGGAGUUGAAUCCUCCAGAUCCCUGGACCGCAGAGCCCAGAGAAGCACAAGAGCUACAUGACGGAGAAAUUACGUUGACAUACCUCACGCACGCAUGUAUGGAGCUGAAAGCAGGGAACAAGCGGAUGAUGUUUGACCCGUGGCUCACGGGACCAGCGUUUGCGAGGGGCUGGUGGCUCCUUCACGAACCUCCGUCUGACGCCAUGGACAGACUCAGUCAGGCCGAUCUCAUUUACAUCAGCCAUAUGCAUUCAGAUCACCUGAGCUACCCAACGUUGAAACAUCUUUCAAAGAGGUGUCCAGAUAUUCCCAUUUAUGUUGGAGACACUUCACGGCCGGUGUUUUGGUAUCUUGAGAAAAGUGGAGUGAAUUUAACAAACAUUAACGUGGUGCCGUUCGGCGUGUGGCAGAAUGUUGAUGAGCAUCUGCGAUUUAUGAUUCUGAUGGAUGGAGUUCAUCCUGAAAUGGACACCUGCUUGAUCGUGGAGUAUAAAGGUCACAUGAUCCUGAAUACGGUGGACUGCACCAGACCAAACAAUGGACGUCUUCCUCACGGCGUUGAUUUGAUGAUGAGCGACUUCGCCGGCGGCGCCUCCGGCUUCCCCAUGACCUUUCACGGCGGCAAAUACACCGAAAGCUGGAAGGCAGAUUUCAUCAAGACUGAGAGGAAGAAGCUGCUACACUAUAAGACGCAGCUGGUGAAAUCACUCCAGCCCAAGAUCUACUGCCCGUUUGCUGGAUAUUUUACCGAAGCUCAUCCCUCUGACAGGUACAUAAAGGAGACAAACAUCAAGAACAGCGCAGCAGAUCUGAACAAAUCGAUAAGGAGGAGCUGUCCCAACAUCCUAACCUGGACUCCUCUACCCGGUUCAGUCCUGGAUUUGGGCUUGGCGCUAAAAACCCAUCCAAUAGGUAUGUUCACAUGGCUUUACAUUAGCAUUAGUAUGUAGCAUUUAAAAGGUUUAAAAGGUUCUCAAC